GUUUUUUCCAGGUAAGAUUUUUCUUGAGUAAAGUUUACAUUGAAGUACGUGACAGUUUCGGACGUUAUCUGUGAACUGCGGCCGGCUGAGGUUUAAAUUGUGUUCAGAAGAAAACGUUUGAUUGUGAGAAGAAAUGGCGGCAGACAGACACGACCACGCCAGAGACUCGGACGGAUCCAUGGACGGAGACUCGGGUAAAAUCAGCCCGCUGGGGGGGGAGGACGACUUCAAGGCGUCCUGCGCCAAAGAGAUGGCUCUGCUCGCCCUGAUGGAGAAGACGGGCUACAACAUGAUGCAGGAGAACGGACAGAGGAAGUACGGAGGACCGCCGCCAGGCUGGGAGGGCCCGACCCCCCCGCGGGGCUGCGAGGUCUUCGUGGGGAAGAUUCCCAGAGACAUGUACGAAGACGAGCUGGUGCCGCUGUUCGAGAGAGCCGGCCGGAUCUACGAGUUCAGGCUGAUGAUGGAGUUCAGCGGAGAGAACCGCGGCUACGCCUUCGUCAUGUACACCAACAGGGAGGCGGCGCAGAGAGCCAUCCAGAUGUUGGACAACUACGAGAUCCGUCCGGGGAAGUUCAUCGGCGUGUGCGUGAGCCUGGACAACUGCCGCCUCUUCAUCGGCUCCAUCCCCAAAGACAAGAGGAAGGACGAGAUCAUGGAUGAGAUGACGAAGGUGACAGACGGGGUGGUGGAUGUGAUUGUGUAUCCCAGCUCCACAGAUAAGAGCAGGAACCGAGGCUUCGCCUUCGUCGAGUACGAAUCCCACAAAGCUGCGGCCAUGGCCCGGAGGAGACUAAUACCUGGAACCUUCCAGCUGUGGGGUCACUCCAUCCAGGUGGACUGGGCCGAGCAGCCGAGGAAAGACGUGGCGAGAGGUCACGCAGCGAGUCGCUCAGAGUGCCUUUACAGACGCCAAGUGUGA
Sander lucioperca (pikeperch) is the source of this 922-nucleotide messenger RNA. Its product is annotated as probable RNA-binding protein 46. NCBI's taxonomy places the organism in Eukaryota, Metazoa, Chordata, Actinopteri, Perciformes, Percidae. Gene Ontology annotation, cellular component: nucleus. The coding region runs from base 134 to 922 and encodes 262 amino acids. The transcript has 7 exons. The record is from RefSeq and is a predicted model, not a curated record. Gene Ontology annotation, molecular function: mRNA binding.